AUGCUCGAGUUCCACAUGAUUGCAAAGAGAGAUGUUACCUUCUCGGCUUUAGGAUUUUUUCGUAUCAACAGUUCAUUAAUUGGCUCAAUAAUCGGAGCGGGUAUCACCUACGUGGUCAUUCUUCUGCAGUAUGGAAAGUAG
This is a messenger RNA of Nezara viridula (southern green stink bug), 141 nucleotides long. The record is from the annotation of a GenBank genome assembly. Lineage: Eukaryota; Metazoa; Arthropoda; Insecta; Hemiptera; Pentatomidae.